Molecule: messenger RNA, 2663 nt
Organism: Drosophila mojavensis
Lineage: Eukaryota; Metazoa; Arthropoda; Insecta; Diptera; Drosophilidae
Product: proteoglycan 4
Exons: 5
Coding region: 60-2459 (799 amino acids)
Cellular component (GO): extracellular region
Molecular function (GO): chitin binding
Source: RefSeq, a predicted model, not a curated record
GGCAUAUCAAAGCAAUUUCGGUCUCCUUACUGAGCAGACAUACCAACGAAAGCCUCAAGAUGAAGUCGUCUUUACAAAAUGUUCUUCUACUAAUGUUCUUUGUAACAUUUCCAACGUUGCAUUGUCAAACGUGCUCGGAUUGUUCAUUGACCGACGGAGUAUAUGCAUGUGUGGAUGAGUUUUCUUACGGCAUAUGUUUCAAUCUUGGAGCCGUUGAUACUAACACAAUUCGAUCAUGUGGAGAUGGCUAUUACUGCAAUGUUGACGGCUCAUUUUGUUCUCCACAGGAAUCCUCUACCCCAUCAUGUGAAACUUCUUCUUCAACUGCAGCUGUGUCCACCUGUUCAGAUUGUUCGCUGACCGAUGGUGUCUAUGCCUGCAUGGAUGAAUUUAGCUAUGGAGUCUGUUACAAUCUCGGCUUUGUCGAUCCAAACGCCAUUCGAUCAUGUGAUGAUGGCUUUUACUGCAAUGUGGAUGGCACAUUUUGCUCACCCCGCGAUACGUCUUCCCCAUCAUGUGUAUCGUCAACAACUCCAGAACCUACUACAGUAUCGACAACAGGUAAACCUACUGGAUCGACUACAGUUUUACCACCUGCUUCUACGAUCACACAGUCUCCAGAAUCUUCAACAGAAUCUACAACUCUUUCGCCCCCUGAUUCUUCGACUGCGCAGUCACCAGAACUUACAACCACAGUAUCUCCCCCUGAAUCCUCGACCGCGCAGUCUCCAGAACCUUCAACUACCGUUUCACCUCCUGAGCCUUCCACUGCGCAGUCUCCAGAACCUUCAACUACAGUAUCUCCCCCUGAGUCUUCCACUGCGCAGUCUCCAGAGCCGUCAACUACAGUUUCACCCCCUGAGUCUUCCACUGCGCAGUCUCCAGAACCGUCAACUACAGUUUCACCCCCUGAGUCUUCCACUGCACAGUCUCCAGAACCUUCAACUACAGUUUCACCCCCUGAGUCUUCCACUGCGCAGUCUCCAGAACCGUCAACUACAGUUUCACCCCCUAAGUCUUCCACUGCGCAGUCUCCAGAACCGACAACUACAGUUUCACCCCCUGAAUCCUCAACCGAUCAGUCUCCAGAACCCUCAACUACAGUUUCACCCCCUGAGGCUUCCACUGCGCAGUCUCCAGAACCGACAACUACAGUUUCACCCCCUGAGUCUUCCACUGCGCAGUCUCCAGAACCGACAACUACAGUUUCACCCCCUGAGUCUUCCACUGCGCAGUCUCCAGAACUUUCAACUACAGUAUCUCCCCCUGAAUCCUCAACCGAUCAGUCUCCAGAACCCUCAACUACAGUUUCACCCCCUGAGGCUUCCACUGCGCAGUCUCCAGCACCGUCAACUACAGUUUCACCCCCUGAGUCUUCCACUGCGCUGUCUCCAGAACUGACAACUACAGUAUCUCCCCCUGAAUCCUCAACCGAUCAGUCUCCAGAACCCUCAACCACAGUUUCACCCCCUGAGUCUUCCACUGCACAGUCUCCAGAACCUUCAACUACAGUUUCACCCCCUGAGUCUUCCACUGCGCAGUCUCCAGAACCUUCAACUACAGUUUCACCCCCUGAGUCUUCCACUGCGCAGUCUCCAGAACCGACAACUACAGUUUCACCCCCUGAAUCCUCAACCGAUCAGUCUCUAGAACCCUCAACUACAGUUUCACCCCCUGAGGCUUCCACUGCGCAGUCUCCAGAACCGACAACUACAGUUUCACCCCCUGAGUCUUCCACUGCGCAGUCUCCAGAACUUUCAACUACAGUAUCUCCCCCUGAAUCCUCAACCGAUCAGUCUCCAGAACCCUCAACUACAGUUUCACCCCCUGAGGCUUCCACUGCGCAGUCUCCAGAACCGUCCACUACAGUUUCACCCCCUGAGUCUUCCACUUCGCAGUCUCCAGAACCGUCAACUACAGUUUCACCUCCUGAGUCUUCAACUGCGCAGUCUCCAGAACCUUCAACUACAGUAUCUCCCCCUGAAUCCUCAACCGAUCAGUCUCCAGAACCCUCAACUACAGUUUCACCUCCAGAUUCUUCCACUGCGCCGUCUCCAGAACCUUCAACCACAGUUUCUCCCCUUGAAUCCUCGACCGCGCAGUCUCCAGAACCUUCAACAACAAUUUCGCCGCCUGAUUCGUCGACUGCAAAAUCUCCAGACCCUUCAACAACAGUUUCACACCCCGAUUCCUCGACAGCACCGUCUUCCGUGUCCACGCAGGAGUCGAGCUCAGAACCCACAAGUACAGAGGUGCCAGAAUUCAAUGCCGAUGCAUACUGUUUGAGUCUCAACAAAGAAGGAUAUUUUAGGGUCCCGAGUGAUCCCACCUGCAAAGAUUAUGUGAACUGUUACAAAUUGUCGGGAGAUACCCUAGGUUGGCUCUUUCAUUGCAACACUGACGAAUAUUUUAACUCGGAGACAAGUCAGUGUGAAACUGAGCGACCUGCUGACUGCUGAUAAACUGAAUUUUAUUUAACUUUCGCAAGGAUGAGUAGAAACAUGUUAUAAAAAAAAUAUAUAUUUAUAUAUAUAUAAUAUUGUAUAAUAAGAAGGAUUUAUUUAAGUAUAUUGCUUACAGUUUUGUAUUCUUUUAUUGGUACGAUUAGUAUUAUUAUUAUUAUUAUUAUUAUAUAUUUUUAUAAAUGAUCGAAACAACCAGAA